Molecule: messenger RNA, 2043 nt
Organism: Canis lupus familiaris (dog)
Lineage: Eukaryota; Metazoa; Chordata; Mammalia; Carnivora; Canidae
Product: vegetative cell wall protein gp1-like
Exons: 4
Coding region: 1-2043 (680 amino acids)
Source: RefSeq, a predicted model, not a curated record
AUGGCCGCCCGUGCUGAGGCCACCCUCCUCCCCCGUUAUAACCGGGCGGCUCCCGUCAGCACCGCGGGGUGCUCGUAUCUACGCAAUUAUGUUAACCACCCGUGUUCCGUUAUGCCGAGGCACCUAACCAGCCGGGGCCUGGGCCUGGGCUUUGCCUCCGUAUUCACCCGGGCCCCGGUGACCACAGCUGGUCCUCAGGCAGCUGCCUGGUUGCGCCUGGAAAAACCGAGAACGCUGACCGCUACCGCGCCCCCGCCACCCCGCGCACCCCGCCACCCCGCGUCCUCCUCCACCCAGCGCGCCCGCCACCCCGCGCACCCUCCACCCCGCGCCCCCCUCCACCCAGCGCGCACCCGCUACCCCGCGUCCUCCUCCACCCCGCGCACCCCGCUACCCAGCGCACGCCUCCACCCAGCGGGCACCCCGCUACCCCGCGCCCCCUCCACCCAGCGCGCACCCGCUACUCCGCGCCCCCCUCCACCCAGCGAGCACCCCGCUACCCCGCGCACCCCUCCACCCAGCGCGCACCCCGCUACCCCGCGUCCUCCUCCACCCUGCGCACCCCGCUACCCAGCGCACCCUCCACCCAGCGCACCCGCCACCCCGCGCCCCUCUCCACCCAGCGCGCACCCGCUACUCCCCGCCCCUCUCCACCCAGCGCGCACCCGCUACUCCGCGCCCCUCUCCACCCAGCGCGCACCCGCUACUCCGCGCCCCCCUCCACCCAGCGCGCACCCGCUACUCCCCGCCCCUCUCCACCCAGCGCGCACCCGCUACUCCGCGCCCCCCUCCACCCAGCGCGCACCCGCUACUCCGCGCCCCCCUCCACCCAGCGCGCACCCGCUACUCCCCGCCCCUCUCCACCCAGCGCGCACCCGCUACUCCGCGCCCCCCUCCACCCAGCGGGCACCCGCUACCCCGCGUACCCCUCCACCCAGCGCACCCCGCUACCCCGCGCACCCUCCACCCAGCGCACCCACCACCCCGCGCCCCCUCCACCCAGCGCGCACCCGCUACUCCGCGCACCCCUCCACCCAGCGCACCCACCACCCCGCGUACCCCUCCACCCAGCGCACCCCGCUACCCCGCGCACCCUCCACCCAGCGCACCCACCACCCCGCGCCCCCUCCACCCAGCGCGCACCCGCUACUCCGCGCCCCCCUCCACCCAGCGGGCACCCCGCUACUCCGCGCACCCCUCCACCCAGCGCGCACCCGCUACUCCGCGCACCCCUCCACCCAGCGCGCACCCGCUACCCCGCGCACCCCUCCAUCCAGCGCACCCCGCUACCCCGCGCACCCCUCCAUCCAGCGCACCCCGCUACCCCGCGCACCCUCCACCCGGCGCACCCACCACCCCGCGCCCCCUCCACCCAGCGCGCACCCGCUACCCCGCGCACCCCUCCACUCAGUGCGCACCCCUCCACCCAGCUCACCCCGCUACUCCGCGCACCCCUCCACCCAGCGCGCACCCGCUACUCCGCGCACCCCUCCACCCAGCGCGCACCCGCUACCCCGCGCACCCCUCCAUCCAGCGCACCCCGCUACCCCGCGCACCCUCCACCCGGCGCACCCACCACCCCGCGCCCCCUCCACCCAGCGCAACCCGCUACCCCGCGCACCCCUCCAUGCAGCGCACCCCGCUACCCUGCGCCCCCCUCCACCCAGCGCCCCCUUCCACCCAGCGGGCACCCCGCUACCCCGCGCACCCUCCACCCAGCGCACCCCGCCACCCAGCGCGCACCCCUCCACCCAGCGCACCCCUCCACCCAGCGCACCCCGCUACCCCGCGCACCCUCCAUCCAGCGCACCCCUCCACCCAGCGCACCCCUCCACCCAGCGCACCCCGCUACCCCGCGCACCCUCCAUCCAGCGCACCCCUCCACCCAGCGCACCCCGCUACCCCGCGCACCCUCCACCCAGCGCGCACCCCGCUACCCCGCGCCCCCCUCCACCCAAGGCACCCGCGCCGCCGCCCGUUUUGGGGCGAGGACGUUACAGGCGACAGGUGGAGCUGCCCCGGCCGGAGUCGCCCGACCCGUGA